AUGCGCACCUCGCAGCUGCUUAUCCUCCCCUUCAUCCUCCUCUCGCUCCCCUGCCUCCCAACGGAAGUGACAGCAAGCUCCAUAGAUGCUUCCAAGGAGAACAAGUUGUACAGAGUGGCGAUCUUGGUCCCUUCCAGCCCAUGGAUGCAUCCCGAGCUCAAGAGAAGGAUCAUGGAGAAUCUCCGACGUGUCCCGCGCGCGAACCCGAAGCUGUACGUGCGAAUCUUUAUCGAUGCUGGGCCUCUGCAGAACCUGCCAGGCAUGCUGUCCUCCAUCGACCUCCGGGACUUUGAUUACAUCAUGUGGAUGGAUGCGGACAUCGUUGAGUUUCCUUUUGACCUCCCUUCCAAACUCAUUUUCGCCAACCCUACGGGAGCGACUGCCCCUCUUGUUCUCAUCGAAGAGCCUGGGCCCAUGGGGCCGAAUCAGUUUUAUGACACCACUGCGUUCACUCUCAAGGGCAAGUCAGACCUGUACCCGGACCUCAACGUCCCCUACGUGGAAGGAAGAAGUGUUGAAAGGCUCCCACCCUACGUGCCAUACCGGAGGGACGGAGAAGAGUUGGUCGAGAUGGACGGGAUUGGAACAUGCUACGUGCUGCCGGUGGAAGUUUUUACUGUGGGGAACGCAACUUAUAUCGACCAUCCUCGGUUGACGGAGCACUGGUCCGUGAUCAAGAAAGUCCACGAGAUGGGCCGCAAGGUGUUGAUGCACCUGGAAGUCAGAGUGCGGCACGCGAACCUUCCUCUCUACGGGUCAGACUGGCACCGCAACUCCAACUGA
Molecule: messenger RNA, 783 nt
Organism: Guillardia theta CCMP2712
Lineage: Eukaryota; Cryptophyceae; Pyrenomonadales; Geminigeraceae
Exons: 13
Coding region: 1-783 (260 amino acids)
Source: RefSeq, a predicted model, not a curated record